CCCAUUUCCACAACCCUCAACUCCGACGGCGCCCUCCCACAGUCUAGACCCCCUCACAUCAUCCACACACACAAUACCCUCCACAACCCCCUAUCCCAAAACCCCCUAUAACAACCCUCUCACCCUCACCCUUCCAUCAUCCAUCGCACCGAAAAACAAUAACUCCCUCCUUCGCAAAUCCCACACCUCACUAUCAAAACCACAAUAUCCCCAAAAGUGGGCCUAAUAAAACACAUCGUCCUCUUCAAGUUCAAGCCUACCGCUAGCCCAGAAGCAGUGCAGGAUAUAGUAACAAACAUGCUCGCCCUCCAACACACCUGCAAAGACCCCGCGGGCGCAGGCAACAAGCCGUACAUCACCGAGAUGCACGGCGGGCGGGACAAUUCGCAGGAGGGGGCUGCUGCCGGCAUGACACACGCCUUCAUCGUCGGGUUCGAGAGCCUGGCAGACCGGGACUACUACGUGAAUGCGGACCCGGUGCAUGCGGCGUUCAAGGCGCGGGCCGGGGAGGUGGUGGAGCGGGUGCUUGUUGUUGACUAUACGGUUGGGGAGUUUUGAG
Messenger RNA from Pseudovirgaria hyperparasitica, 559 nucleotides. RefSeq lists its product as uncharacterized. NCBI's taxonomy places the organism in Eukaryota, Fungi, Ascomycota, Dothideomycetes, Acrospermales, Acrospermaceae. The transcript is spliced from 3 exons. The record is from RefSeq and is a predicted model, not a curated record. Bases 298 to 558 code for a protein of 86 amino acids.